AUGGGACUCCCCACCCAGGUCUUGGCCUGUGCGAUCUUAGCUUUGCUGUACCAGCAUGUCAAUGGUGGACUCAUCAAGCGAAUUAUCCGGCAGAAGCGGGAGACGGGGCUAAACGUGACCUUGCCAGAGGAUAAUCAGCCUGUGGUUUUUAACCAUGUCUACAACAUCAAGUUGCCUGUUGGCUCCCUUUGCUCUGUGGACCUGGAUACAGCGAGCGGUGAUGCAGACCUGAAGGCGGAAAUUGAGCCCAUCAAGAAUUACGAGGAGCACACAGUGAAUGAGGGAAACCAGAUUGUCUUCACACACCGUAUUAACAUUCCCCGUCGGGCUUGUGGCUGCGCGGCUGCCCCAGACAUUAAGGAUCUGCUGAGCAGACUAGAGGAGCUGGAGGGGCUGGUAUCCUCCCUCCGGGAGCAGUGUGCCAGCGGGGCUGGAUGCUGUCCUAAUUCCCAGGCGGUAGAAGGUCGCCUGGACACAACACCCUAUUGCAGCGGACACGGCAACUACAGCGUCGAGAUCUGCGGCUGCGUUUGCGAGCCUGGCUGGAAAGGCCCCAACUGCUCUGAACCGGACUGCCCACGCAACUGCUUCAACCGCGGCCUCUGUGUCCAGGGCAAGUGCAUCUGCACCGAAGGCUUCGCCGGCGAGGACUGCAGCCAGGCCACCUGCCCGUCCGACUGUAACGACCAAGGCAAGUGCGUGGACGGGGUUUGCGUCUGCUUUGAGGGGUACACAGGCACGGACUGCAGCGAAGAGCUCUGCUCCCAGGGGUGCAGCGUGCACGGGAGGUGCGUGAGCGGGCAGUGCGUGUGCCACGAGGGCUUCACCGGCGAGGACUGCAGUGAGCCCCUCUGCCCCAACAACUGCCACAACCGUGGCCGCUGUGUGGACAAUGAGUGCGUCUGCGAUGAGGGCUACACCGGCGAGGACUGCAGCGAGCUCAUCUGCCCCAACGACUGCUUUGACCGCGGGCGCUGCGUCAACGGGACCUGCUUCUGCGAGGAGGGCUUCACCGGGGAGGACUGCGGGGAGCUGACCUGCCCCAACAACUGCAAUGGCAACGGGCGCUGCGAGAACGGGCUGUGCGUCUGCUACGAGGGCUUCGUGGGGGAUGACUGCAGCGAGAAGAGGUGCCCGCAGGACUGCCACAACCGUGGGCGCUGCGUGGGUGGGCGCUGCGUCUGCCACGAGGGGUACCUGGGGGAGGACUGUGGGGAGCUGCGGUGCCCCAACGACUGUCACAACCGCGGGCGCUGCGUCAAUGGGCGGUGCGUGUGCAACGAAGGAUUCAUUGGGGAGGACUGCGGGGAGCUGCGGUGCCCCAGUGACUGCAGGAGCCGUGGGCUCUGUGUCAACGGGCAGUGUGUGUGCUUCGAGGGAUUCAUCGGGGACGACUGUGGUGAGCUGCGGUGCCCCAAUGACUGCAACAACCAUGGACUCUGUGCCAAUGGGCAGUGUGUGUGUGACGAGGGGUACACAGGGGAGGACUGUGGGGAGCUGCGGUGCCCUGAAGACUGCCACAACCGUGGGCGCUGUGUGGAGGGGCGUUGUGAGUGUGACAAUGGCUUCACGGGGGAGGACUGUGGCGAGCUGUCCUGCCCCAAUGACUGCCACCAGCACGGGCGUUGCGUCAACGGGCGCUGCGUGUGCCAUGAGGGCUUCAUGGGGGAGGACUGCCGUGAACGGUCCUGCCCCAACGACUGCAACAAUGCGGGCCGCUGCAUCGACGGACAGUGCAUCUGUGAUGAUGGCUACAUGGGGGAGGACUGCUCCGAUGUGUCUCCUCCAACUGAACUGACUGUGACAAACGUAACAGAUAAAACCGUGAAUCUGGAAUGGAAGCAUGAGAAUCUUGUCAAUGAGUACCUCAUCACCUACGUCCCUACCAGCAGCGGUGGCUUAGAUAUGCAGUUCACCGUGCCAGGAAAUCAGACAGCCGCCACUAUUCAUGAACUGGAGCCGGGUGUAGAAUACUUUAUCCGUGUCUUUGCAAUCCUUAAAAACAAGAAGAGUAUUCCAGUCAGUGCCAGGGUAGCAACAUAUCUUCCUGCUCCAGAAGGUCUGAAAUUCAAAUCUGUUAGAGAAACGUCCGUUCAGGUGGAGUGGGAUCCCGUGAACUUUUCAUUUGAUGGCUGGGAGCUGGUCUUCCGUAACAUGAAAAAGGAUGAUAAUGGAGAUAUAACCAGCAGCUUGAAAAGGCCAGAGACAUCCUAUAUGCAGCCAGGUUUGGCACCAGGGCAGCAGUAUAACGUAUCCCUUCAUAUAGUGAAAAACAAUACCAGAGGACCCGGACUAUCCAGAGUGAUAACCACAAAGCUUGAUGCCCCUAGCCAGAUCGAGGCAAAAGAUGUCACAGACACCACAGCUCUUAUCACCUGGUCCAAACCCUUGGCUGAAAUUGAAGGCAUAGAGCUCACUUAUGGCCCCAAGGAUGUUCCAGGGGACAGGACAACCAUUGACCUCUCGGAAGAUGAAAACCAAUAUUCUAUUGGAAACCUGAGGCCGCACACAGAGUAUGAAGUGACGCUUAUCUCUCGUCGAGGGGACAUGGAAAGCGACCCCAUGAAGGAAGUCUUUGUCACAGACUUGGAUGCUCCGAGAAACUUGAAGCGGGUGUCACAGACAGACAAUAGCAUUACUUUGGAGUGGAAGAACAGCCACGCAAAUAUUGAUAACUAUCGAAUUAAGUUUGCUCCUAUCUCUGGUGGAGACCAUGCUGAGAUCACAGUGCCAAAGGGCAACCAAGCAACAACCAGAGCUACACUCACUGGUUUGAGGCCUGGAACUGAAUAUGGCAUUGGAGUGACAGCAGUGAGACAGGACAGGGAAAGCGCCCCUGCUACCAUUAAUGCUGGCACUGAUCUUGAUAACCCCAAGGACUUGGAAGUCAGCGACCCCACUGAAACCACCUUAUCCCUUCGCUGGAGAAGACCAGUGGCGAAGUUUGAUCGUUAUCGCCUCAUUUAUGUUAGCGCCUCUGGAAAGAAGAACGAAGUGGAGAUCCCCGUGGACAGCACCUCCUUUAUCCUGCGAGGGUUGGAUGCAGGGACAGAGUACACCGUUAGUCUGGUGGCGGAGAAAGGCAGACACAAAAGCAAACCCACAACUGUCAAGGGUUCAACUGAGGAGGAACCUGAGCUUGGAAAAUUAUCAGUAUCAGAGCCUGGCUGGGAUGGUUUCCAGCUCACCUGGACAGCAGCCGAUGGGGCCUAUGAGAACUUUAUCAUUCAGGUGCAGGAGUCUGACAAUCCCGAAGAAACCUGGAAUAUCACAGUCCCAGGCGGACUGCGCUUUGUGAAUGUUACAGGCCUCAAAGCCAACACACCUUAUAACAUCACCCUUCAGGGUGUGAUUCAAGGCUACAGGACCAAACCUCUUUCUGUUGAAACCAUGACAGGAGUGCACCCAGAAGUUGGUGAGCUAACCGUUUCCGACAUUACUCCUGAAAGCUUCAACCUUUCUUGGACAACCGCCAAUGGGGACUUCGACGUCUUUACUAUUGAAAUUAUUGAUUCUAACAGGUUGCUGGAGCCCAUGGAGUUCAACAUCUCAGGCAAUUCAAGAACUGCUCAUAUCUCAGGGCUUUCCCCCAGCACUGAUUUUAUUGUCUACCUCUAUGGAAUCUCUCGUGGUUUCCGCACACAGGCAAUAAGUGCUGCAGCUACAACAGAAGCAGAACCCGAGGUCGACAACCUUCUGGUUUCAGAUGCUACUCCAGAUGGAUUCCGUCUGUCCUGGACUGCAGAUGAUGGGGUUUUCGACAGUUUUGUUCUAAAAAUCAGGGAUACCAAAAGGAAAUCUGAUCCUCUGGAACUAAUAGUACCAGGCCAUGAGCGCACCCAGGAUAUGACAGGGCUGAAAGAGGGUACUGAAUAUGAAAUUGAGCUCUAUGGAGUUAGCAGUGGACGGCGUUCCCAACCCGUAAAUGCAGUAGCAACCACAGUUGUUGGAUCUCCCAAGGGAAUUUCUUUCUCUGACAUCACGGAAAACUCCGCUACAGUCAGCUGGACACCCCCUCGCGCCCGCGUGGAGAGCUACCGGAUCUCCUACGUCCCUGUCGCAGGAGGUACUCCAAAUGUGGUCACAGUCGAUGGAAGCAAGACAAGGACCAAGUUGGUGAAGUUAAUCCCAGGUGUAGACUACAAUGUUAGUAUCAUCUCUGUGAAAGGCUUUGAAGAAAGUGAACCCAUCUCUGGCACUCUGAAAACAGCUCUGGACAGCCCGUCAGGCCUAGUAGUGGUGAACAUCACAGACUCUGAAGCUCUGGCGACCUGGCAGCCAGCAAUUGCUGCUGUGGAUAAUUACAUUGUCUCCUACGCUGCCGAGGAUGAACCAGAAGUUACUCAGAUGGUAUCAGGAAACACUGUGGAGUAUGACCUGAAGGGCCUUCGACCUGCAACUGAGUAUACGCUGAGCAUCCACGCGCUGAAGGACACGCAGAGGAGCGAGACCCUCUCCACCCAGUUUACUACAGGACUGGAUGCUCCGAGAGAUUUAAGUGCCACUGAGGUUCAGUCAGAAACAGCUGUGAUAACUUGGAGGCCUCCACGUGCUCCCGUCACCGAUUAUCUCCUGAUCUACGAGUCCAUUGAUGGCAGAGUCAAGAAAGACAUCCUAAAGCCUGAGACAACUUCCUACAGCCUGACAGAGCUGAGCCCGUCUACCCAGUACACGGUGAAACUCCAGGCACUGAACGGGUCCCUAAAGAGCAAAACGAUCCAGACUAUUUUCACCACAACUGGUCUUCUCUAUCCUUACCCUAAAGACUGCUCCCAGGCUCUCCUGAAUGGGGAAACCACCUCUGGGCUCUACACCAUUUACCUGAACGGGGACAAGGCUCAGCCUCUGGAAGUCUUCUGCGACAUGGGCGAGGACGGGGGCGGAUGGAUUGUGUUCCUGAGGCGUCAAAAUGGAAAGGAAGAUUUCUACAAGAACUGGAAGACUUAUGUGGUGGGUUUUGGAGAUCCUAAGGAUGAAUUCUGGAUAGGUCUGGAGAACCUCCACAAAAUCACUUCUCAGGGCCAGUACGAGCUGCGUGUGGAUCUGCGGGACCGAGGUGAGACAGCUUAUGCUGUCUAUGACAAGUUCAGCGUUGGGGACGUGAAGAGCAGAUAUCGGCUAAAAGUGGAUGGGUACAGUGGCACAGCAGGUGAUUCCAUGACAUACCAUAACGGAAGAUCCUUCUCCACCUUUGACAAGGACAAUGAUUCUGCCAUCACCAACUGUGCUUUGUCAUACAAGGGUGCAUUCUGGUACAAGAAUUGUCACCGAGUCAAUCUGAUGGGCAGAUAUGGUGACAACAGCCACAGUCAGGGCGUUAACUGGUUCCACUGGAAGGGCCAUGAGUAUUCCAUCCAGUUUGCGGAGAUGAAGCUGAGGCCCUCCAGCUUCCGAAACCUGGAAGGAAGACGAAAGCGGGCGUAA
Messenger RNA from Charadrius vociferus (killdeer), 5424 nucleotides. It is a transcript of the gene TNC, whose product is annotated as tenascin C. Gene Ontology annotation, molecular function: protein binding. Lineage: Eukaryota; Metazoa; Chordata; Aves; Charadriiformes; Charadriidae. The coding region runs from base 1 to 5424 and encodes 1807 amino acids. The transcript has 23 exons. The record is from RefSeq and is a predicted model, not a curated record.